CUGGCGGGUCCGCUUUGUAAUGAACAAAAUACCCUGGGAUGUCCAGUGUGUCAUCAGACUGAUGGGCAAACCCAGAGCCCCUAAGAACUCCGGAGAUGUAGAAAUACAGCUUUCUUCUUCGAACGCUAUUCCUUUUUGCUUUAUUAGACAGAAGUGGCUUGUUUCCGAGGAUGCAUUUUCAAAGUCCGUCCUUUUAACAGGUUGAUCGGUGUCCUGAGUUGAAGAUGUUUCCUGAACAGCAGAAAGAGGAGUUCGUAAGUGUCUGGGUCCGAGACCCCAGGAUUCAGAAGGAGGACUUUUGGCACUCUUAUAUCGACUAUGAGAUAUGUAUUCACACUAACAGCAUGUGUUUCACGAUGAAAACAUCUUGUGUACGAAGAAGGUACAGAGAAUUCGUGUGGCUGAGGCAAAGACUCCAGAGCAAUGCAUUGCUGGUACAAUUACCAGAACUUCCAUCUAAAAAUCUAUUUUUCAACAUGAACAAUCGCCAGCACGUUGACCAGCGUCGUCAGGGCUUGGAAGAUUUCCUCAGAAAAGUUCUGCAGAAUGCACUUUUGCUCUCUGACAGCAGCCUACACCUCUUUCUGCAGAGCCAUCUGAACUCCGAGGACAUUGAGGCAUGUGUUUCUGGGCAGACCAAGUACUCGGUGGAAGAAGCAAUUCACAAGUUUGCCUUGAUGAAUAGACGGUUCCCCGAAGAAGACGAAGAAGGGAAAAAAGACAACGAUGUAGAUUAUGAUUCAGAAAGUUCAUCCUCUGGGCUUGGACACAGUAGUGAUGACGGCUCACAUGGAUGCAAAGCAAGCCCAGCUCUGCAGGAAUCCUGAGGAGGAACCCCGGGCCGCCACCUCAGGCACGAAACCGUGCUGGCUCACGACAGAUCCUUACCUAAUGCCACCGUUACUAUCUUAGGUAGCCAAAUACUUACUUACAGUGGUGGGUUAUUAGUGGUAGUAUUUUUAUGUUGUCUAGUUUUAGCCAGGCUUCUGUACAAAAGCUGUACGGUCUGUGAAUGCCAUACGACCCUUUAUUGCCAUAUAAUACUUGUAAAUACGUUCCUGCUCUCGAGUGAAGCGAGUCGUAUGCUGUGUAUAUAAGAAUAAGACGCAGUUGGUCUUAACUGAAUUUUAAGGAGCUAGGUGUACCAGUAGCAUUUAAAACCCAGACAGAGCAUCCAUGCAGGGUCCCUGGGGAAGUUAGGGUAAAUAGUGUGUGACUGGAGCCGGGGUAGAGUCACGGCGGCGCAGCAUACUGCCUCUUGGGCACGUGGCUCUUGUUUUGUGAAGACUUCCCCUACUCUGGAAAACACUUUGUUUGACUGAAAUAUUUAAGAGUAUUUAAGCUUUCCAGUAUACUAUUUCACAUGUAAAUGGAAAAUAUGUCUUACAAAUAAAGACGUACCAAAAUAAUGUUUACAUCUUAGGGGGAAAAGAAUAGACAUGUGCGUCAUUUUGCUUAAAUUUGCCAUCCGUAGAUUUAGAAAUACAUUCUCACUGUCCACAAUCAGCUUAAACAUGGCUUCUGGCAAACAAGGCAUUUUGCCAUUGUGUAGUUAGAAUCAUAGCUUUUGAUUUAUUUUCUGACAUUUAAAAAAAUGUGCAGUUAAAAAAAAAAAUCACCUGAUAACUUUCACAGCGGUGGCUCCUCACUACUUACUUUUAAGUUGGAAGAAGGUAUUUAUGAGUUAAAUUAAUUUUAUCUAUAAAUACUUCAGUAAUUUUGGGGUGGAAGUCAGAUUGCUAAUGUCAGAGCUCAUAUUCGUGUUUUAGAAGCCCUUUCUUUUAAAGGUAUCUACCUGAAGAUUGGCUUAAUUUGGAUAGUUCUCUCUCUCUCUGGCCCAAAGAUGCGAUGCCUUGGGUCCGCUGUUAGCCUCCCGUUCCAGAUGAGGCAGCAUUUUCCCGGGAUAAUUAGCCCAGUCCUCCCACUAGUGACGCACCCGUAUCUUCGGUAGCUAAAAGAAGGUAUUUUCACUUCCGUGGGAUAACUUGUUGCUUUCAGUGAAUGGCUCCCACUCUCACUGGGUGUAAAAGCUGCUGCAAAAGAGAGCCAUUUCCUUGGGUGUUUAGAAGUUACUGUAUUAAUAGAAAGUUAUUGAACUGUCCUUUGAAAUGCUUGUUUCAGAGAACUGGUAAAAAAGAAACAAAUAUUAAAUUUAGAAUAAGAA
Molecule: messenger RNA, 2164 nt
Organism: Peromyscus eremicus (cactus mouse)
Lineage: Eukaryota; Metazoa; Chordata; Mammalia; Rodentia; Cricetidae
Gene: Snx10
Product: sorting nexin 10
Exons: 7
Coding region: 225-827 (200 amino acids)
Biological process (GO): intracellular protein transport
Molecular function (GO): phosphatidylinositol binding
Source: RefSeq, a predicted model, not a curated record